AUGGAUUAUCAAGAAAAGAAGGUGGAAGACAAAAAACAGACGGUUCAACGACCGUUUCUGAGGGCUCGAGACACUCCGCCGUUCGGAAUUGCUCUUCUUUAUGGAUUUCAACAAGUUAUGGUCUGCGUCUCGGCACUUCUUACAGUACCAAUUAUUAUGGCAGAUUCAUUAUGCCCAGGAGAUAAAAUUGCUUUCCUCCGACAAACGCUUAUCAGCUCUACGUUUGUCAGCAGUGGCAUUUCGACAAUCAUUCAAACACUUUUCGGGAUGAGACUAGCUCUCUUACAAGGAACUGCAUUCGCUUAUGUCCCAUCAGUUCAAGGAUUCAUGAGUCUUCCAGAAAACUUCUGCAACGCUACCGAACAUGAUUCCGUUCCCCAAGAGAUCUACUUUGGAAAACUUGCACUUCUUCAAGGAUGCUUGAUUGCUUCGUCUUUUAUUCCAAUGUUCAUCGGAUGCACUGGUCUUGUUGGAAUGCUAACAAAGUUUAUCGGGCCCCUUACUGUAUCCCCGCUGAUGCUUCUCCUGGCAUUCAGUCAAGUCGACUUGAUGGUUACUCAUAUCAGCAAGCACUGGGUCGCUAUUGUUCAAGCUGUUACUCUUUUCGCUACAAUUCUCUAUUUGGCAGAAGUGAAGAUUCCGAUUCCUGGGGUCAAAAACAGAAGAUUCCACUGGUACAAAGUCAACCUGUUUGGACAGUAUCCCUAUCUUAUUGCAAUCUGUACUUCAUGGAUCUUCUGCAUCAUCCUCACCGUCUUCAAUCUAACUCCGGAAGGAAGUGCUGCUCGUGUAGAUAAGAAUAUUUCUCUUCAAGUUAUUGAUGAAUCCGCGUGGCUUGGAGUACCGUAUCCUGGAAAGUUCGGAGCUCCUCAAUUCAACCUUGGUCUCUUCUUGCUCUUCACCCUUUCUGCAAUGACAUCAGUGUUCGAAUCAGUUGGUGAUUAUCAUGCAGCUGCCAGAGUUUCUGAAGAACGACCACCACCAAGCCAUGCUAUCAAUCGAGGAAUUUUGGCAGAAGGCCUAGGAUCUUUGAUUUCAGGACUUCUCGGACCAGGAGUCGGAAUGACGACUCAUACAGAAAAUAUUGGAGUGAUUGGUGUGACUCGAGUCGCUUCCAGAUGGACUAUGGUCAUGGCUGGACUCUUCCUCAUUGUCCUUGGCCUCAUCACAAAGAUCGGAGCUCUUCUUUCUACUAUACCGGAUCCUCUUGUCGGCGGAGUUCUUGCUUCUUCAAUGGCUAUGGUAGUUGGUGUUGCUAUCGCAAAUCUUCAAACAGUGGACAUGUCUCUUUCUCGAAACAUGGGUGUCUUCGGAUUCUCGAUGAUGUUUGGUUUAAUUGUUCCAAAGUAUUUCAACAAGUUCCCAGUGGAAAACGCGUGGUCCUGGUUGAAUCAGAUUCUCAACGUUCUUCUCCAGAUGCCAAUGUUUGUGGGAGCUCUUUGUGGAUGUAUUUUGGAUAACACAAUUGGAGGCGCAACACGCGAGCAAAGAGGUCUUCGACCAAGAGGGGAGAUCUAUGCCGGUGGAAUAGAUGAGUGUACCUAUAGCUUCCCUCCGUGGGCAAUGAAUAUUCUUAAUCGUAUUCCUGGAGUUCAAUACAUUCCUUGUAUGCCAAAAGAAAAGAAAGGAACCAAUCGAGUGGGAGGAGAAGAAAUUCGUCUCUAG
Messenger RNA from Caenorhabditis briggsae, 1665 nucleotides. The transcript is spliced from 6 exons. Bases 1 to 1665 code for a protein of 554 amino acids. Gene Ontology annotation, biological process: transmembrane transport. Gene Ontology annotation, cellular component: membrane. NCBI's taxonomy places the organism in Eukaryota, Metazoa, Nematoda, Chromadorea, Rhabditida, Rhabditidae. Gene Ontology annotation, molecular function: transmembrane transporter activity. The record is from RefSeq and is a predicted model, not a curated record.